AACCCAUAGCUUGUUAGAUUUUGCACCAUUACAAUAACCGCAAUUAGUUUCAUUCUUGAUUGAAACAGAAUUUAACUAGAUAAUACUACUCAUUUGAGUGUUUACAAUUAUAUAAUUUAAAUGGAAUUGGAAGGACAAGUUUUGAAUUCAUUAAUAACAUCUCAUUUUAGUAUGGUCAUUAUUGACGAUUACUUUAUUUUAUUUCGCAUUAAAUUUAUUAUCUAAUAAUUUAUGAAAAAAACAUUUACUUUUGCUGAUUUAAGUACUUCUAUUUAAUCAGGAAACAGUAAUCGUUAAAUUUAACAAACAGGUUCUAGCACUUAAAUAAGGUCUGUUAGUCUUCGAAAAGCCAUUUCCAGAAUCAAAUAGGAAAAUAGAGUUGCAAUUAUGGGAAUCAGUUCAAUAAGCAAUGCAUAAGUUCCUAAAAACUAGUCAUACUUUCAAAUCAAGUUAGAAUAAAAGCAUAAUCGAAUUUCCAAUCCCUCUCAAGAGCCCCAUACUAAUAUAAAUUAAAUUGAUCAUAAGAAAGAAACCAUAAGAAGAAUCAAUUAACUCCAACAAUACUGUAAAAGUCAAACUGCACUUGAAAUAGCUGCUUAGAAAUACUCAUUAAAGAAGACAUUUAAAGGAGCUUCUGAUUUAUCAACUGUUCCUACUUUGAUUGAUAAAUUAAACAGAGAUAUUAUAAAUAAGAAAUCUAAUGUCAUACAGGAUGUGAUGAAGGAGGAACUAAAAAGAAGAAUACCAAAAAAGUAAAAGGAAAUCAAUUAUGAACUGGAUUCUAUGUUCAAAAAUUAUAAAUCAUUCUCUUAACUAUGUUUGAAUCAAAAUACUAGCAUCCAAAAAGACAAGAUCUAUAAUGGAUAUUUGAAAGUAUAUAAUUCUGGAAAGAAUGAUAGAAUAUUUUUAAAUUAAAUUGAGGAAAGAAAGAAAAGUCUUAGUGAUGAGUCAGAAGAGUAUCGAGCAUUUCUUGGAGAAAUUGACGAAGCAACUAUCCAAAGGGAUGUAUAUAAUAAUAAUAUUCGAAAUCCUUUUCUGGAUGAUAAAGUAACUGUUAUGUAAAUGAAGAAGGAUGGAUUUUUGAAAAGAAGAAUAACAUAAUCCUGA
This is a messenger RNA of Paramecium tetraurelia, 1107 nucleotides long. RefSeq lists its product as uncharacterized. The transcript has 2 exons. Lineage: Eukaryota; Ciliophora; Oligohymenophorea; Peniculida; Parameciidae. The record is from RefSeq and is a predicted model, not a curated record.